Tribolium madens (black flour beetle) is the source of this 1763-nucleotide messenger RNA. RefSeq lists its product as uncharacterized. The transcript has 9 exons. The record is from RefSeq and is a predicted model, not a curated record. Lineage: Eukaryota; Metazoa; Arthropoda; Insecta; Coleoptera; Tenebrionidae. The coding region runs from base 147 to 1601 and encodes 484 amino acids.
UUCACAAUUUAUAAAUAGGUGUUUCGUUGCAACAGAGAUUAAAAUGAAAUAAAAAAUAGUUUCGUUUUAUUUAAAAAACAGAACAGUGAAUGAAGAAAAUUGAAGAGGUAGAGGAUUUAGAAAAAAUAAAAAGAAACAGAUAAAUCAUGAGUCAAGAAAGCAAGAAGUAUAAAAUAAUCGAAAACGUGCUUCAAAAAAUCAACAGUAUGUCCAUCGCACUCCCCGAUGACGAAACCAAAAGGAACAAUCAGCUCUUACAAAUUGUUAAACGUGCCGUCCAAAAACUGCGAAGUAAAAGCGUCCUUUUCGAUAAUUUAUACCAGGACAUUUCGUACGUUAGCAGUUUUUACGAUGGACUCAAAAUUGGAAGUCCAAAUGAGUACGAUUUAGACUGCAAUUUACGAUUCCCGAAAGUCGUGGGCGCUAUGAUUGAAGAAAGUGAUAAGCCUGGAUACGUCCACGUCGUGCUUCGAAAUUUGGAAGCUUUGCAGAAGAACGAAACCGAAGGGGCCAAAUACCCGAACUUAGACAAACUUCUUGACGGCAAUUUCCUAUCGACGAAGAAAAUCAGAUCGUGGAUUGAAAGUCUAAUUGACACAGUUUUCCAUGGAAAUCUGAAAAUGGACGUAAAUAUCGAUGGUACCGCUUGUUCAGUCAAGAUUGAAAUUAUCAAAAGUGGACCAGCAUUGACCAUAAAGUUGGAAGGCGUGCACAACUUGAAGAAUUUUGAGCUAAAAAUUGACUUCGUCCCGUGUUUUAUUUUCCCUCACGAUCAGUGGCCAAAAAAUGGUUAUAGACAAAAUAUUUCGCAAAAUAAGAAAACUUUUUUCGUCGUGCCGAAAAGUCCGAACGAUUUUGAUGUUCACAACUGGAGAUUGAGCUUCCAAGAACAAGAAAGAGAAUUGCUCCACAAUUACAAAAAUAUGAAGUCGUGUAUAAGACUCAUCAAGAAAAUACGGGACCGACAUGACCACAAUAUUGCUAGUUAUUUUAUCAAAACUGUCUUUAUGUGGGAAUUGGAAAAGUUUGAUAAAAAUUUUUGGGAACAAUCGUUAAGUUUUGUGUUUAUGAUUAUGUUGAGAAAAUACGGCGAGUAUAUAAAACGGCGUAACAUCCCGAAUUAUUGGCACGAAGGCCACAAUCUGAUCGAAGAUUUGAGUGAAGAAACCGCGUUUUGCAUCACGAACAAAAUUCGGAAUAUUGCAGACCACAUCGACCGAAUUUGUAGCACAAAUGCGGGUUUUUACGACAUUGUUAAAUAUUUCUUGAAACCCAACGAAUAUGAUUUGGAGAAUUUCAAGCAGGAAGUUAGUGUUAGUAAAAAGUUGCUUAAACGAUUAGAAUCGGAGAAAAAUCUAAGUUAUGAAGAUUCUGUUACACUGUCUUCUGAAGAAAUACCACCAAGUGAUGUUGCAAGAUUGGAAAGUUUGUGUCUUCAUUUAGCCUCCGAGCAGGAGAAGAUUGUGUGUUUGUUGGAACGUUUGGGGGAAGAUUUGGAGAGGAAGAAAAAGGAAGAUGAACGGCAGAGAAACGAAUUGAUGGAUAGAAUUGAGUUGCUUGAUGAGAAAAUUGACCGGUUGAUGGGGAAAAAGGAACUUUAAGACUGCUUAAUAAAUUUGUUUGUGUUUUUUUAUUUAUUUAUGUUUUUAUUUUCAUAUGCUGAAGUAAAAUAAACUCAAAAAACCCUGUUUUUUUUCAAACUGUGGACUUCCGCUGCCACCAUUUGGAAACAAUUAUUAAUUAACAAAAAUUAUAUUAACAAA